Molecule: messenger RNA, 4912 nt
Organism: Seriola dumerili (greater amberjack)
Lineage: Eukaryota; Metazoa; Chordata; Actinopteri; Carangiformes; Carangidae
Gene: ripor3
Product: RIPOR family member 3
Exons: 26
Coding region: 185-3235 (1016 amino acids)
Source: RefSeq, a predicted model, not a curated record
CACACACACACGUAUAUAGGAAGCGAAGGAGCUCCCCAGCAGUGUUGGAUAUGACUCGUCGGCUGUCGGAGUGACAGUUGGGAAUAAACCAGUUCUUCAUCCAGUCAGGGUCGCGUGAAGAUGAAGUGACGCAGGCGACUUCACAGCUUUUCAUGUUUCCAUCAGACAAAACACAACAACAAAGAUGUCGGUGAAGCUGCGAUUCGACUCGCCCUCAGACGGCGGUCUGGUCCACAGGAGCCGCUCCUUCACCGGGUUCAGCUCUCUGACUGGACGACGACGGCCGUCCUCCGCCCGGAACUCUCUUCGCUCCAAAGCCACCACGGGGGGGAAAUCUCCCAGGAUGCACCUCUCUCCCAGCAGAGGGGGUAUCUGGUCUCUGCAGCCGGAGCAGGUCGACAGCGUCUUCCAGGCGCUACGCAAAGGACUCAAGGAAUACCUGGAGGGUCACCAGGUGGAGAUGGACUUCCUGUCGUCACAGCAGAGAGAGACCAAGAGGAACUCCAGGCUGGCCUUUCUCUACGAUCUGGAGAAGGAGAUCAGAGCGCUGGAGCGAUACAUACGGCGACUGGAAUUUCAAAUCAGCAAGGUGGAGGAGCUGUAUGAGACCUAUUGUAUCCAGUGGAGGUUGUGUCAGGGGGCGGUCAACAUGAAGAGAGCCUUCUCCCUGUCCCCGUCCACCAGAGCCUCCAGGGAGAGUCUGCUGGAGCUCAACCGCAACCACAGACACAGCCUGCAGGACAUGUCUGUGAUGGAGGGAGAGUUAGAAAUCCUCCUCGGAGAGCUACACAUCAAAAUGAAAGGUCUGAUCGGCUUCGCCCGGCUCUGCCCUGGGGACCAGUAUGAGGUGGUGGUGCGACUGGGCCGCCAGCGGUGGAGGAUCAGAGGGAGGAUCGAAUCCGACGACACGCAGUCGUGGGACGAGGAGGAGAUGGUCUUCCUCCCUCACAUACACCACAACUUCGAGAUCAAGGUGACGGAGGCGAAGGGUUUGGGUUGGCUGCUGGUUGGCAUGGUAACGUGUGCGAGCGCAGACUUCUUCGUGGCGAGGCCUCAGCUGAUGCUGGUGGACAUCACGGAGCUGGGGACCAUCAAACUGCAGCUGGAGGUCACCUGGAAUCCGUUUGACAGCGCUGAGAAGAUGAGGCCUCUGUCCGUCAGCAGGCAGUCGGUGGCCAGCAGGAAGAGCUCAGUUUACAGCUGGACCGCACCGAGCACCCCCUCCUUCACCGAGAAGUAUUUCAUAUCGAUGGUGCGUGAGCUGCGGGAUCGAGAAGGUUCCCUCCCGUCUCUGGUGUCUAAAGGUCGUCACAACAGAGGAGGCGUGUCUCUGCUCAGUUACCUGUCCGACCCCUCACACACCUCCGUCAUGUCCAACCACAUCCCCAAAAGCCCCUACACCCCGAGUCUGACGCGGGCUCACAGCUACCCCUCCUGCCCCAGUCAGGGCACCAGUCUGGGAGGGAGCCAGACUCGGCUGUCUCUUGGGGAGGAAGGAUCCCUGGAGGUCUCCACAGAGGAGAGGGAGAGGAGGAAGAGCAUGGAUGAGAAGGAGGAGGAGGAAGAGGAGGAGGAAAGGUGGGGAGCAGUGUUAGAGACUCCCUCUACACCAGGGGAGAGUAAGACGGGAUCCCUGCUGGCCCUGCAGAGGUCCAGUACUCCUGACAUCCUCAGGAAGAACACAGCUGGAGAACCAGAUGUUGAGACACACAGUGCAGCCCCAGGACAGGACUCUGUCAGUGUGCAGGACUCCCCAGACUGUCAGUCGUACUCGGCUUCACCUACGCUCGCUACCCAGCCUCCACCUGCGGCCCCAUCGUCAACCACCACGAGGGCCGCUCCGGCCCCGGGGAGGUCGGGGAUGAGUGGCGCCCAGCGCAGGGCCCAGGCGCUCAGGCUGGGGGCCCUGAUCGCAGAGCUGGAGAAGACGUUACAGAACCAGAGUCUGUCUGAGAAGGAGCUGAGAGCCCUGGACCACCAGAUACUGCACCUGGCCACCAUCCUGAAGAACGACCUCUCCCUAAUGAAGAGCUCAUCAUCGGAGGAGACGCUCGCUGUCGAGGAAGUCCUGGGCAGCUUUGACUUCCUGUCACAUGACUUCAACGCGGAUGACGACACUUCCUGUUUGGGCAGCCUGAGACUAAAGGACAGUGGCAUCAGCUCUUUCCAGCAGAGCACACUGAACAGCCAAUCAGCUUCUGAGGAAGAGUUGGUCUUCAUCCCUCUGACUUCUGGGAAUUGGGGUUUUGACCAAGCUCUAGAGACUCACCUGGAUAUCUGCCUCCUCCUGCUACAGAUGAUUAGAACGACUGACUUCUGCCCGUCUCGGAGGGAGCUGCUGGAGGAGGUGGCUCUUCAGGCUGAAGUCCUGGACAGAGUCAGCUGUCUGCUGCUGGAGAAGAACAACAACAUCUGCGCUCGUGACAUCCUCCCUAAGGCCCAGAGAACGAGGGAUGUCUUGUUGUUCUGGGAUGAUUGUGUGAACGACAGCAGCUCUCCUUUCUAUUGCCCGGCCAGCAGCUUCUCCAGGACACUGAAGAAACGUUACACGCACAAGGUGAAGGCCAAGCAGCCCGGCCAAUCAGAGAAAGUGUUUUCCCAGCUCCUGCAGCAGGUCCAGACGGCCUGUCGCAUGGUGCCCAGCCCUCGGCCGCUCUGCAGCCCAGACAGAGUCACCCUGUUCCAGCUGUCGGUGUAUCUGAAACGCUGGAGCGUCCAGGAGCUGGGAGAGCACAUCUCCCGCCUCUCUAAAGAAGAGUACAUCCUGUCGGCCCUCAGGAGCCCCAAACGGAGGCGAGCGCUCAACAAACUGAGAGGGCGGAGCAUCGUGGAGCUCCUCCCACUGGGGUGCACGCUGCAGACCCUGGCCGCCCUGCAGGUCGACUCCAACCACAAAGUCUGCAAAGCCGCCGCCAACUGUCUGUGCAGAGCCGCAGGCUGCAAGGCCUUCAGGAGCAAGGCGCUGAUUCACUACACAGAGAGUCUGAAGAGCUCCGACCUUCAAAUCCAACAUGGCUCCUGUCUGGCUCUGAAGUGCCUCCGGGCGACAGAGAGUGUGGACCACAUAGCAGAUCUGUGGAGAUCAGCGGAUGAAGAUCUUCGCAGCGCUGCCAGAGAGACCGUCCUCUCCUUUGGUAAGAAGGGCUUCCUGGCCUUCCAGAGGAUGGACCAGCUGUACACCGAGAUGCAGGAGGAGGCUUAUCAGAACCAAGAGACUGAGAUUACCAUUCUAUAGGAGACAUGUGUGGAACUGAAACAUCAAGAGUCUCGAUGAACCCGGGUGUCGGGGCGAGAGACUGAAUGAUGAGCUGGAUGAUGAAGUUUAUGAGCUUGCACUGAAGGGGAAUGACAGGACGAGGAUAACAAUGAAUCUCUGGUGCCUUCAUAACUACGGAUACUAAAGGGACGAGAGCGGAGGACGAUCUGAUGACGGCGACUUCAAGCUUCCUCUGGACGGAUCGUUCAAUCACUGACGUUAGAGUUUUCCUACAAAGCCUCAAUGUUCUUGAUCCUGUGACCAGAGAAGAGACUUUACGGGGAAACAUGGAUUUAUUUUGUUCUGUUCUCUGUCGCAGCAGUUAGUUUAUUUAACCAGAUAAAUUACCAUGUGCAGCUUUAAAAUUAUUCCUGCUUUUCCAGCGUCGGGACUCGCUUUCAACAACCAGUCUAUGAGGUUGUUUUAUUGGGAAAAUGAAGGAUAAAUAUAUUAUUGUAAUUUCACAUAAUGUCACACGAGUAUGUAAUUAAGAGAAAAAUGGAAAAUCUCAUGUGAACAUUAAACCCUGAGGGACCAAAUAAAUCCUCAUCAGCAGCUGCAGACGGUGUAAAUCUACCUGUGGCAGGUUACUUCUUUCUCCGAGUCGUAUUUAAUUUCUAUAUUUUCAGGCUUUGCGGAAACAAAAUGGCGGCUGAAACGUUUCCACAAACACAAACAGGAGCAGAGACGUUCGAGGAUGCCGGAGGAUUAUAGAACAAAACAACUGCGGCAGGAAGCCAAACAGCUUUAAGAGGUUUUACUCUUCUUCUCUGGGUUUCCUGGUUUGCAGCUGCUGGAGGCUGAUGAACAUCUGGAUUUCAUGAGUUGUCAUUUGAGAUACACUUAUGCAUUGAUUUGCUUUUAUUUAGCUUGAAGGAGGAAACACAGAUAAGUGGUCGGCCCUGACGUCUUAUUACUGAUUGAUAAAGAAUCUCUGGUAACACUUAAUAAUAAAGUUUCAAAACACAUGAAUGUUAAUGAAAGAAACGAAUGAAGGAUGUGUCACAACUUCCUGUUUCCCACCAUUAGGAAAUGAUCAAGUCACUGAGUUUAUGUGAUUCUUAGUGGAUCAGUUACGUCAUACAACAGCUCUAUAUAAACAUUUAAUGAAUAGUUGACAACACACUAUUUGUCAGCUUCUCCUAUGAAGACACAGUUUGUUGUUACAACAGCGUUUUAGUACAUGUUCAUUCCUCAUCUCUUCAUACAGCAGCCUCCAUCUCCCUGAAAUCUAAAGAGAGAAAUCCAUAUGAUGAAAAGUAUAUGCUUUGCUUGUUGUACAUUGAACCUCGGCAUGUGACAAAUAAAACUUUGAACUGCUGUUUAGUAGCAGCAUCACUUAUAUCUGAAACAUAAAAUACAAUAAUAAAACCCACCGCCCUGCGAUAAUAUCUCAUAUCACAAUAUUUGGAUCGAAAGUUUGGAUGUCACCCCAGCCUAGUACAUUAUCAAACACCGCAGUAUCAUGGGUUAUAAAGCAUUUAUUAAAUGUUUAUAUUCUGCUCAUACAUUCACCUCUGUGCCACCAGAGCUGCUGAACCCAGUUACAUAGACAAGGACUAGAUCUGUAGAAAGCACAACAGUAACUGAGAUUAAGACAUGACUUUACUUGAGGCGGCACAACCAGGUAACUCACAGUAAUAAUAAUAAUAAUUA